This is a messenger RNA of Armigeres subalbatus, 2473 nucleotides long. RefSeq names its product insulin-like growth factor-binding protein complex acid labile subunit. The transcript is spliced from 3 exons. Gene Ontology annotation, molecular function: protein binding. The coding region runs from base 494 to 2284 and encodes 596 amino acids. The record is from RefSeq and is a predicted model, not a curated record. Lineage: Eukaryota; Metazoa; Arthropoda; Insecta; Diptera; Culicidae.
UCCAUGCGCGCAAAUCUCGGGCCAGUCGAUAACGAACGACCAAUGUGUGCGGCGAAACCUUUAGACUCAAGUGUAAUUAUCGUUCUUUGGCGCAGCGACGACCAGCCGGACCAAGUCGUCAUUAUUGGACCAUCAAGCGAAAGGAAAAACCGAACAAGUGAAAGUUAAUGGGUUAAUGAUUUUUCAAUUGCGUAUUAUACCGGCCAUUGGUGAACAAUCAAGAAAAUGUUACAGCCGUAAGAAUUAUUACGGGAACAAAAAAGGAAAUUAUCAUUAGCACAUUGAAAAACGUUAUGGAAAAUUGUUCAAAACUAAAAUAGCAAAAAGCGGAAAAUGAUUUGAUUGAUUUGAAGCUUUUCCUCCAGUAAGCAAAAUUGUUGUUGCUUUUCAAUUAUUCAAAUUAACCUGAAAAUUUUCGUCGUUGGAGUGCUGGUGUGAUUGAGAUAAAAAGUUUCGGUCAAGAAAUCGCCGUUGUAACACUAUCGGAGCCGCAAUGUUAGGUCGAAUGUGGUUUCUCACACUGCUGGCGGCAAACUUUGGCCUCCACUUGGCUGCAACAGCUGACCAACGACGGAACACGGCCGAUAUCGAACUGGAUGAUGAAAAUGACGCCAUCACGAUGACAGCAUGCUAUGUGGAAGAUUUGCGCAACAUUCGGGAGAAUAAUCCAAAUCCUUCAACGAUCAUCAUAAAUCACUGUUAUCUGCAAGAGCUUCCGAAUGCCAUCUUCAUUCGUUUCGCAGAUCUUCACACUCUGGAGAUUUGCGACAGCCGUCUUAGCAAUCUGCAUGACUUUGCUCUCAAUGGCCUCCGGAACCUAGAGGUGCUCAAUUUAUCUAGAAACAAUCUGACAUCCAUAAAGUCUUGGAGUGAAUACGAUCUCGAACACCUUCAAACACUAGAUCUACGGAAGAAUCUUCUGAAAGGUAUCAAUGCCCAAUCUUUCUACCGGUAUCCCAACCUAAGCAAACUAAACCUCGCCGGUAACCUGAUCCACACCAUACCGGAAGGAACCUUUAAAGUCACUCCUAAUCUCAAGUUCCUAAACCUUGGUCGAAACCUACUAACAUCCAUCGAGGAGCACACCCUGAAAGGCCUCAGCAAACUGACCCACGUGUCCUUCCAUCACAACCUUAUCACGUUCGUCGACUAUUUUGCUUUCAUCGGAAACAGUCACCUGAAAACGCUCCAGCUGCAGGAAAAUCAAAUCAGCGUCUUCGAAGCGGAUCUCCUGUCAAAUCUGCCCCGACUGAUGAUGUUCAACAUCAGCUGCAACCAGCUGGAGGACGUCGCUGACCAAACCUUCAGGAAGAAUGCCGAUCUGCGCGUGUUGGAUCUGAGCUACAAUCGCAUCGAGAACUUUCGCGAAGAUAGCUUCAAGGGGUUGGUUAGCUUGGAGGUGUUCAACGCCAGCCACAACCACAUCACACAAUUGAACAAAUACAUAUUCAAAGACUACUCAUUGGUUCGCAUUUUGGACCUAUCAGCAAACCGGCUGGCCUACAUUGAUAACAAGCUGUUCGAGUACAGCUCACGGCUGGAGGUACUAAACCUGUCGGGCAAUGCCCUUUCCGACAUCGAAGCUAACAUUUUCGAAGACUCCAAGAGGUUGCGCACGCUGGACUUGUCGCACAAUCAAUUGUCACUGGAUGCCUUCCUGUGGCCAGUUACUUAUCUGGACCAUUUGAACAUGAGUCACAACCUGUUUCAACAGUUGAAUGUGUCCACACUGCAGGGCUUGGGUCACGUUCGAUUGAAUGGAAACCCUUGGACUUGCCAGUUUUUGAUCUUGGAACUAAUGAAGCACAGUAAGAACGUUGAGUACGGAAAGAAUUACGCAGUGGUGUCUGCGGAUAGUAUUAUGAAUACACAAGGGAUCGAAUGUAUGGACGAGAGAGGCAAGCCUCGGGAUAUUAUUGUGGUCGAAAACUUCAUCCAACCAAAUUACAGUUCAACGGAAUAUCAACGAAUCCAGACGUUGCACCAGGAAAACGUGGAUACCCGGCCCAUACAGGACAACUUUGACACCAAAUCAACCAUUCUGUGGCUGAUGUUCGGAGUAUUCAUCGUUUUCGGUGCAUUCAAACUAAUUCAGCUGAUAUUGCGGCACUCCGAGCAUCAGAGCGAGAAAUGGCGGCUGGCUCAGCACGUGAGUAUAAACAACCAGGGCGAGACGGUGCUGGUGCCGUCCACUACAUCUCCUAUGUCAGUCACCUCGCAAGGAUUCCUAUUUCCGCCAAGUCACCCGUCUGGCCAACGGCAAUAUACCCCAACGAUAAGUUAACGAAGCCAUCAUCUUCCGUCCAUCCUACACCUACUAACCAAGUGGAUGUUAAAUAGGACGUUAGUGGCUUUCGAUGUGUGCCGUAUCGUGCCAGAGUUUGAACGGGCUUCCUCGCUGUUUAAUAUUAAUGUUGUUUCGUAUGUUUCGAUUCUGUUAAUGUUAUUUAUUUAAAUUUAAGAUAAAACUUUA